This is a messenger RNA of Symbiodinium sp. CCMP2592, 702 nucleotides long. The record is from the annotation of a GenBank genome assembly. Lineage: Eukaryota; Dinophyceae; Suessiales; Symbiodiniaceae.
AUGCUGCACAUUUGGAAUAUAUCCGGUCAGGAAGUUGCCGCUUUUCCUGUCGAGGCAAAGGUACAGGAAACCGAAUUUCAGAAGCAUCUGCAAGUUCAUGAACUCAAGCGGCGUCUGGAGAGUUUCUGUGGGCUUCCGCGAUUCCGGCAAAGGCUCGUGCAUGAAGACGGCACUCUAUUAGAUGACCAUGACAUGUUGAGACCCAGUGCGGUUCAACUCGUACUUCUGGCCUUCUGCCCCACAUCCGCGUCGCAGGCUGCUGAGCUGGUGGACGCCGCAAGAAGUGGUAUGACUUCUACAGUGGAGCUGCUGCUGCAACGCCCACAAGACCCAAAUUUGGGCAAUCCAGCCCCCUUGCUCUUUGCAGCUGACAACGGCCACCUUGAAGUUGCUCGCCUGUUGGUGGAAGCCGGUGCCGAUGCGAAUAUUUCCGAGAACACUGUAUUCAAUGAUGCCACCCCCCUGAUACUCGCUUGCCAGAACGGCCACUUUCAGGUAGCGCGCCUGUUGCUUCGGGCAAAGGCCGACGUAGAUAAGGCCGAUCUCGAUGAUGUGACGCCGCUGCAUCUCGCAUGCCACUAUGGCCACUUGCAGGUUACGCAACUCUUGCUUGAGGCCGAGGCUGUCGUGGACAAAUCCAGGUCGGUUGCAGGUAGCCGGCCUGCUGCUCGAGUUCAGGGCAAACCUGGAGAAGAUGGCUGA